UUGUUGAACCAACCCCAAAUUCAUCUAUCUGAAAACCCACCCACUUCAUCUCCUACCUCUCGAACCCUACUUCUCACAUAUCCUUCAAACGCUCUGAACACUCAAACACUCGUAUCCUUCAAAACCUAAGGCAGUUGCAGAGAUGGCACAAAGCGACGACGCAGGGACCGGUAACCACAAUGGCGACAUUCCACCCAUUCCUCUUUCAUCGAAGAACAAAGAAGAUGUCAGAUUUUGUUCGAGACCAGUUCAGAGUCAAACCAUUAAGCUUAGAAUUCAUCAUAUGGGAGAGUUAGUAGAUCAUCCUGUUAAAUGGUAUGUUAAUGGAUUAGUGUCUGAGAUGGAUUGGCUGUGGGAUACAGAUUACAUGUCAUAUAUGCAGUUUGAAAAAUUGAUCAGAAAAGAGGGAUAUAGGAAUAUCAAAUGCAUGUGGUAUUGGAACCCUAAGUAUAGUUUUAGUCGUGGUCUUAGACCUCUUAACUGUGAUGGUGAUGUUCUUAAGUUAAUUGAGGACUUAAAAGGAUUUGACUUGGUGGAUAUUUAUGUUGAGCAUACAGUAGAAGUGUUAGGGGAUGAAGACAUAGUAGAUCAUUAUGAUGAUGAUGGUGGCCCAAAUUAUGCUGAGGAUGAGGUUGAUAGUGAUGUCGAAGUUGUAAAGGAUGCUGAUAUGCCUAAGAAUGUUGUUGCAAGUGACAAUGAAAUGGAUGUGAAUGAAGCUGACAUAGGAGAUGUGGAUACUGAACAUGUUGAGACUGAACAUGUUGAGACUGAACAGGUUGAGACUGAACAUGUUGAGACUGAACAUGUUGAUGUUGGAAUAGAAGAUGAUGAAGAAGAUGAAGACUAUGUGGCUGAUACUGAGAUAGGCAGUUUAUCUGAUGAAGACUUAGAAUGCAGUGAUGACUAUGUGGAAGAAACUGAGGAUUUGGAUUGGACAUCAGUGAUGCAAUGUGAUGAGGAUCAUGAUAAGGCUAGAAAAAGUGAUGAGGAUGAUGAUUCUGAUGUGCUGCAUACUCCUAAUGGUAGUGGUGAUGAUGAGGAACUUGAAAAGUUUCCUUCUUAUAAAAGAGGUGAGUCAUCAAAGUUUGAGCUUGGUAUGGUGUUCAGCAACAAAGAAAUGGUGAAGGAUGCUGUCAAAGACUAUGGUAUGGAAAACAACAAAAAUGUUGUCAUAAAGAAGAAUGAGGCAAAGAGAAUGGUGAUUAAAUGUAUGGAAGGAUGCAAUUUUCACAUGAGAGUUAGUAAGAGGGUGGGGAAUCAGUAUUGGCAAGUGGUGAGUUUAAUAGAUGAACAUAAUUGUGCUAGGACUCCUUAUAAUAGACAAGCAAAGACUAACUGGUUGGCUAAGAAGUUUGGCCACAUUCUGAGGCACAACCCUGACAUGAAACCAGCAGGAUUGGUUGCCCAAGCUCUUGAUAGAUGGGGAGUAAAGUUAUCACAUGAUCAGGCUUAUAGGGCUAAAAGGAGGGCCAUGGAUAUGUUGCAAGGGGCUGGUAUGGAACAAUUUCAACAUUUGAGGAGGUAUGCCCAAGAAUUGUUGAAAUCCAACCCUAACAGUACUGUUGUGAUUAGGUGUGCAGACUCAAAUGAAGGCCCUGUUUUUGAAAGAAUCUAUGUAUGUCUAGAGGCUUGCAAGUAUGGGUUUGCAAAAUUCUGUAGGCCAUUAAUAGGGUUGGAUGCUUGUUUUUUGAAAGGUGAUUUUGGAGGUCAGUUAAUGGCAGCAGUUGGGAGAGAUGGAAAUAAUAAGAUUAUGCCUAUUGCAUAUGCUGUGGUGGAGGCUGAGACAAGAGAUUCUUGGGAUUGGUUCAUCAAACUUCUAUUGGAAGACUUGGAAGCUAUAAACCAAAGAGCAUAUGCUUUUAUCUCAGACCAACAAAAGGGAUUAAUACCAGCAAUUCAAAGUGUGAGUGCUCAUGUUGAGCAACGCAUAUGUGUGAAGCAUCUAUAUGGGAAUUGGAAGAAGAAGAAUCCUGGUCUUGAAUUCAAAGAGGUUAUGUGGAGUGCAGCAAGAGCUACAACUGUACCAUCAUGGGAAAGGGCAAUGUUAAAGAUGAAAGGCAUGAAAGAAACUGCAUGGAAGGAAAUGGUGGAUGUCCCUGCAACUUAUUGGAGUCGGUCCCACUUCAAAACCUAUUCCAAAUGUGACCUCCAGGUAAAUAACAUGUGUGAAGCUUUUAAUAGGGCUAUUUUAGAAUAUAGGGAUAAGCCAAUAAUCACUCUAUUAGAGGGGAUUAAGCAUUACAUCACUAAGAGGAUAGCUAAGAUGAAAGAGCUAGUGAAUACCUACAGUGGUGAUAUAUGUCCUAGAAUACAAAUGGUGCUAGAAAAAAACAAGAGGAAUGCAGCACAUUGGACUCCCACAUGGCAUGGUGAUGAUGACAUGGCCAUAUAUGGUGUCACUAAUGGAAUUGAUACAUAUGUUGUUAACCUCAAGCAAGAGACUUGUGCAUGUAGGAAAUGGGAUUUAACUGGCAUCCCUUGUAGCCAUUCUAUCACAUGUAUUUGGCAAAACAAGAAAAAACCUGAAGACUAUGUUUCUGAAUAUUACAGGAAGGACACUUUCAAGAACAUCUAUUCACACAUCAUUUACCCCACUAAUGGUCCACAAUUGUGGCCUUUAGAUAAUCAGUCCACCAUGAAUCCACCCAUUAUGCGAAGGGCCAUAGGUCGUCCCAAGAAAAUGAGGAACAAAGCUAAUGAUGAACCAAGACUAAAGCAUGUACUUCCCAGGAAACUUGCAACAGUUACUUGUCAUAAAAAACCUGAAGACUAUGUUUCUGAAUAUUACAGGAAGGACACUUUCAAGAACAUCUAUUCACACAUCAUUUACCCCACUAAUGGUCCACAAUUGUGGCCUUUAGAUAAUCAGUCCACCAUGAAUCCACCCAUUAUGCGAAGGGCCAUAGGUCGUCCCAAGAAAAUGAGGAACAAAGCUAAUGAUGAACCAAGACUAAAGCAUCUACUUCCCAGGAAACUUGCAACAGUUACUUGUCAUAAAUGUGGAGGAAUGGGACAUAACAAGAGAAGCUGCAAAGGCAAGACAGCUGCUGAUAGAGCCAUCCCAAAAGGGGGAAACAAGAAGAAGAUUGUUGGUGGACAGAAGAAGAAAACAAAGCCAAAUGAAGAGGAGAUUGGAAACUCAUCCCAAGCACCAAUGGCUACACAACCAUCUCAACAGUAG
Messenger RNA from Vicia villosa (hairy vetch), 3181 nucleotides. RefSeq lists its product as uncharacterized. The transcript has 6 exons. The coding region runs from base 143 to 3181 and encodes 1012 amino acids. Gene Ontology annotation, molecular function: zinc ion binding; nucleic acid binding. Lineage: Eukaryota; Viridiplantae; Streptophyta; Magnoliopsida; Fabales; Fabaceae. The record is from RefSeq and is a predicted model, not a curated record.